CAGUCAAUCUGACAUCGUCUAUAAAUUGAACUAAAUUGAAAAUGUAGGUCUUAGUGUCACAUGGUUGUAAUAUUCCACUCCACUGUCAAUGAAAUUGAAGUAUUUUUUCUCCAUUUACUAGCUCUCGAAAACCCUUCAAGGGUUUUUAGUGGGUACGGUUGGCUGGGUGUGAACUACAAUUCCAACACUGUUUUAACAUUUAGAAACACGCUGUGUGUGCCUCCAGUUGAUGAACUCCACUUCAUCCCCAUGUACAGGUGACUGGAGGCCUUGCAAUCAUAGCUAGAUGAAGACAAGUGAAGAUGGCGGACGUGUUGAGUGUUCUUCGCCUGUACAACAUCCAGAAAAAAGAAAUCGUCGCCAAAGGAGACGAAGUUAUCUUUGGAGAGUUCUCUUGGCCUAAAAAUGUCAAGACUAACUAUGUCAUUUGGGGAACUGGGAAGGAGGGUCAGCCGAAGGAGUACUAUACUCUGGACUCCAUCCUGUUCCUGCUCAACAAUGUGCAUCUCCCUCAUCCAUCCUAUGUCCGAAGGGCUGCAACCGAAAACAUUCCAGUUGUCAGAAGACCUGAUCGAAAGGGCUUGCUUUCGUAUCUCAAUGGAGAAAGUUCUACUUCAACAAGUAUCGACAGAAGUGCCCCUAUAGAGAUUGGUUUGCAAAGGCCAACACAAGUCAAACGAGCAGCAGACGAGGUGUCAUCUGAAGCCAAAAAACCAAGGAUAGAGGAUGAGGAACGAGUGCGUCUGGACAAGGAGCGUUUGGCUGCUCGACUGGAGGGCCACAAAGAGGGCAUUGUGCAAACUGACCAGAUCAGGUCACUGUCUGAGGCUAUGUCGGUGGAGAAGAUCGCCGCCAUCAAAGCCAAGAUCAUGGCAAAGAAGCGCUCCACCAUUAAGACAGACCUGGAUGAGGACAUCACCCUGAAGCAGAGGAGCUUUGUGGAUGCUGAGGUGGACGUGACCAGGGACAUUGUCAGCAGGGAGCGGGUGUGGAGGACCAGGACCACCAUCCUACAGAGCACUGGAAAGAACUUCUCCAAAAACAUCUUUGCCAUCCUGCAAUCGGUGAAGGCCAGGGAGGAGGGGCGCGCCCCUGAGCAGAGGCCAGCACAGAACACCACUCUGGUGGACCAGUCCAUAAGGAACAAGCAACCUGUCCCAGCUGCCUAUAACCGAUACGAUCAGGAGAGAUUCAAAGGAAAAGAGGAAACGGAGGGAUUCAAGAUUGACACCAUGGGCACCUACCACGGCAUGACUCUGAAAUCUGUAACGGAGGGAGCGUCUGCCAGGAAGGCCCAGACACCAGCCCUGCAGCCCGUCCCCAGACCAGUUUCCCAAGCCAGACCCCCACCAAAUCAAAAGAAGGGCUCUCGGACUCCCAUCGUAAUCAUCCCGGCGGCCACCACAUCCCUCAUCACCAUGCUCAAUGCAAAGGACCUACUGCAGGACCUCAAGUUUGUGACACCAGAGGAGAAGAAGAAGCAGGGCAUCCAGCGGGACAACGAGGUGCUGCUCCAGAGACGCAAGGACCAGAUCCAGCCCGGGGGGGCGACGCUCAGCGUCACCGUGCCCUACAGGGUCAUCGACCAGCCCCUAAAACUAGCUCCGCAGGACUGGGAUCGCGUGGUGGCCGUGUUCGUGCAAGGCCCUGCCUGGCAGUUCAAGGGCUGGCCUUGGCUGCUACCUGACGGAUCUCCUGUGGACAUUUUCGCUAAAAUCCGAGCCUUCCAUCUGAAGUAUGACGAGCAGAAGAUGGACCCCAAUGUGCAGAAGUGGGACGUGACCGUGCUGGAGCUGAGCCACCACAAGCGCCAUCUCGACCGGCCCAUGUUCCUGAAGUUCUGGGAGACCCUCGACAGAUACAUGGUGAAACACAAGUCGCACCUGAGGUUCUGAGCCUAGACCGUGGCCUCCUUCCUCCACAGGUCCCGUCAAGGCAUUUAUAAACUCCCGCCCCAAACCUAGCCCUCCUCCUCCCCACCAGGACUACCACUAGAAGAGAAAGGAGACACACGGGCCCACAACACCCCCCCACCAGCACUUUGGGGAUCCAGAAUAGACCCACGUGUUCAGAUUGUCAUUCAGGAAAAUACUUUCUACCUGGUCUUCAUGGUUUCCAUAGAUAGAAGCAGCAGAUACAGUACGUCUGGACAUUGGGAAGGGGAGGUUGGAGCGUCCCAUGUUUUUCAAGUUCCUAUGUACAAUAUAAAACAAUAUACCAAAACUAUAUAUUUUCUAACAGUAUAGCGUUUUACUGUGGAGACAGAUUGAAGAGUGAGAGAAAGCGAAAGGGGGAUGGAUAGAUGGAGGUGGAAAACAACUUCCCAUACUAUUUCCUUUGUGAAAUGAAUCUUGUAAAUUCCAUGUGAAACAUGAACUGGAUAAGAAGCCCUUUGGAUCACUGCUGGCAAUAAGGGAUACGAGACCUCUGUCAGUUUCAUUUUCUGAUGUUUUUACUUCCUUACGAUAGGAACAUUUGUCUCUACUUUUUUACUAAGUGCUUCCGAAAUGGCACCCUAUUUCCUAAAUAGUGCACUACAGUGCUCUAUGAAGGGAAUAGAGUGCAAUUUGGGACAGAAUCCUAGUUUGAAAGCGCAUAGGUAUGCAGUCUUAUAGCCAAGGAGCAUCUGAGUGACGUGCCAUGCGAUCCAAAUGUAUAUAUGAUGAUAUAUGCCAGACUUUGAAGAUCAAAGAAGCUAGGUAUCAUAUUCUUGAUGCAUAACAAAGCUAAUGAUUCAGCGAUAGAUGGGUUCAAAUGUUCGACAGUAAAUUCCAAUAUUUGCGGCUUUUCUUCUUUUUUUUUGCAACUGCGCACUACUUUGGUCACUACAUGACGAUGUAAAGAUUUUUAGUUGGUGUUGUGCAAAUGAAAGGAAUGAUGGACAUUGCUUUAUUUGAUGUGUUCACAAUGCAAAUGGUUAAUAAAAGUUGGUAGACGGAAAGUGUAUCGUCUGUGUUCCAGUUUAAA
Messenger RNA from Oncorhynchus keta (chum salmon), 2967 nucleotides. Its product is annotated as parafibromin-like. Lineage: Eukaryota; Metazoa; Chordata; Actinopteri; Salmoniformes; Salmonidae. The transcript has 18 exons. Gene Ontology annotation, cellular component: Cdc73/Paf1 complex. Gene Ontology annotation, biological process: transcription elongation by RNA polymerase II; positive regulation of transcription elongation by RNA polymerase II. The record is from RefSeq and is a predicted model, not a curated record. Bases 303 to 1895 code for a protein of 530 amino acids. Gene Ontology annotation, molecular function: RNA polymerase II complex binding.